Molecule: messenger RNA, 4368 nt
Organism: Salarias fasciatus (jewelled blenny)
Lineage: Eukaryota; Metazoa; Chordata; Actinopteri; Blenniiformes; Blenniidae
Gene: sulf2a
Product: sulfatase 2a
Exons: 20
Coding region: 383-3007 (874 amino acids)
Biological process (GO): heparan sulfate proteoglycan metabolic process; positive regulation of Wnt signaling pathway; glomerular basement membrane development
Cellular component (GO): endoplasmic reticulum; plasma membrane; cell surface
Molecular function (GO): calcium ion binding; glycosaminoglycan binding; N-acetylglucosamine-6-sulfatase activity
Source: RefSeq, a predicted model, not a curated record
ACACCGAGUGUUCGAAUAACAGCAAGAGCAUGUUGAGAGAAGUAAAGGACAAAAACGCCACUGGAAAAAGGGAGUGAGGGCAAAAUUGAAUUGUAGAUUGAGGGAGCCUCUCUCCUCCCUCUUUCCCUCCCUCUUUUAUUUAUCUCAUGUGAAACCACGCCUCCCUCCUUUCACUUGUCAGUGCAUCUAUAACAGUGAGCUGUCUGCGCCGGGCUGUGAGCGGGUGAGUCGAGCACCUCACUCUGCCAGCACAGCGGACCGGAUCUGAGCAGACCGGACGGGACUGGAUGGUACUGGACUGGCCAAACAGGUUGACUGAGGGGAGUGCAGAUUCCUCUCUGUGUUCAAAGAAAGGCUGAGGAGGUGACUGCAGGGUAGCGAGAUGGCAGGGCGGGGGCUCUCCGCCCCUCUCCCUCUUCUGAUUCUCUCUCUCGUCCUGGUGGGAGUCCUUCCUGAGGCGCAUGGCUCCGGAUACCUGUCCGGAUAUCGUCUGAGGUCGCGCUUGCAGAGGGACCGGCACGUCCGCAACAUCCGGCCCAACAUCAUCCUCAUUCUCACCGACGAUCAGGACAUCGAAUUGGGCUCGAUGCAGGCCAUGAACAAAACUCGGCACAUCAUGGAGAAGGGCGGCACACAUUUCUCAAACGCGUUCUCCACCACACCCAUGUGCUGCCCGUCACGCUCCUCCAUCCUGACGGGGAAGUACGUGCACAACCACCACACGUACACCAACAACGAGAACUGCUCGUCGCCCUCGUGGCAGGCCCACCACGAACCGCACACCUUCGCCGUGCACCUCAACAGCUCCGGCUACAGGACAGCCUUUUUUGGAAAAUAUCUGAAUGAGUACAACGGCUCCUACGUGCCCCCUGGCUGGAAGGAAUGGGUGGCUUUGGUGAAGAACUCACGCUUUUACAACUACACGCUCUGCAGAAACGGAGUACGAGAGAAACACAGCAGCGACUACUCUAAGGACUACCUGACAGACAUCAUUACCAAUGACAGCAUCAACUACUUCCGUAUGUCUAAGAGGAUGUACCCUCAUCGUCCUAUCAUGAUGGUCCUGAGCCACGUUGCUCCUCAUGGUCCAGAAGACUCCGCCCCUCAGUAUAGCUCUACCUUCCCCAAUGCAUCACAGCACAUAACUCCCAGCUACAAUUAUGCCCCAAACCCAGACAAGCACUGGAUCUUACGCUACACUGGACCCAUGAAGCCUGUUCACAUGCAAUUCACGAACAUGCUUCAGCGUAGGAGGAUGCAGACUCUGCUGUCUGUGGAUGACAGUGUGGAGAAGGUGUACAACAUGCUGGUGGAGACGGGCGAACUGGACAACACCUACCUCAUUUACACUUCAGACCACGGCUACCACAUUGGCCAGUUCGGUCUGGUGAAAGGCAAAUCGAUGCCUUAUGAGUUUGAUAUCCGCGUUCCCUUCUUCGUGCGAGGACCGAAUGUGGAGCAAGGAGCCAUUAACACUCACAUAGUGCUGAACAUUGACCUGGCUCCAACUCUGCUGGACAUGGCCGGGGUUGAUAUUCCUGCCGAAAUGGAUGGAAAGUCUAUCCUCAAGCUCCUAGACACAGACCGGCCAGUCAAUAGGUUCCAAUUGAGCAAAAAGGGUAAAACGUGGAGAGAUUCUUUCCUGGUGGAGAGAGGGAAGCCUCCACACAAGAGAGCUGAUGGGAAGGAAAUGGCUCAGGAGGAGAACUUCCUGCCAAAAUACCAAAGGGUGAAGGACCUGUGCCAGAAAGCAGAGUAUCAGACCUCCUGCCAGCAGCCAGGACAGAAGUGGCAGUGUGUGGAGGACCCGACUGGCAAGCUGAGGCUGUAUAAGUGCAAGGGCAUGGCCAGUCUCUUUGCCCCACGUAUGCAGGCUCUGAUGGCCAGCAGUGCCUCCCAGCUGUCGCUCGCGUCCAACUUCGACAGCUGUAACUGCGGGGAUGUGGGAUUAAAACCAUCCGUCCUCAAGAGGAAGAGGCUGCUCUCCAAGAAGAAUUCCUCUGUCUCGUCUCAUGCAGAGGUGAAAUCCAGUAAGUCGGUGUCGAGGAAGCGGUGGGCUCGCUCCGUUUCAUUCGAGCUGGAUGGAGACCUGUAUGCCGUGGACCUGGAGGAGGGCUACCGGCCCCUGGGGUACAGGAACAGCAGCUGGACCCAGAAGAGAGGAAGAGGUGCAGAGGAAGACCCUGAGGAGUUCAGCGGUAUGGGAGUCACAGUCAAACCAACCGUCAGCAACAAGUUAACGCCAUCCGCUGCUCUCAAAGUCACUUAUAGGUGCUCCAUCCUCAUGAACGACACAGUCAAAUGUGAUGGCGGCCUCUACAAGUCCCUCCAGGCGUGGAAGGACCACAAGCUGCACAUCGAACACGAGAUCGAAACCUUGCAGACCAAAAUCAAGAACCUAAGAGAGGUGAAAGGUCAUCUAAAAAAAGUGCGACCAGAGGAAUGUCAGUGCAACACUCCCAGUUAUCUUCUCAAGAAUAAAGACACCUUCCGGCUCAAUGUGGGGCGAAUGCACUCAAUCAGAAUGCCGUCCAAGCAGAAGGCUCAGUGGCUGCAAAAGGAGCAGAAACGCAGAAAGAAACUUCGGAAAUUUCUCAAGAGGCUCCAGAACAACGACACCUGCAGCAUGCCUGGCCUCACCUGCUUCACCCAUGACAACCAUCACUGGCAGACUGCCCCCUUCUGGACAAUGGGACCAUUCUGCGCGUGCACCAGUGCCAACAACAACACAUACUGGUGCCUCCGAACCAUCAAUGACACACACAACUUCCUGUUCUGUGAAUUUGCGACCGGCUUCCUGGAGUAUUUUGACCUCAACACUGACCCGUACCAGCUGAUAAAUGCUGUCAGCACUCUUGACCGCAACGCUCUGAACUCGUUGCAUCAACAGCUCAUGGACUUAAGAGGCUGCAAGGGACACAAGCAGUGCAACCCAGAGAAGGGAGGCAAAGAGCGAAACUACUUCAGUGAAUACAGAGGGCAGAUUUGGGAAGGCUGGGUAGGUUAACUACCUGGAUUCCACAACCGACCACUUCAGCCUGCUCCAGCAAAGGAAGAGUGGGAAAUGCUGGCAAACCCAAGGACCUUGACAAUGCUUCGAUGGAUUAAAAUCUGAGACACAACCUUUCUCUUAUCUGGGUUUUACUUUUGACAGAGGUGCUCCUCUUAACACUCACCCAAGUGAACGACCGACCUAUUGAAUCUGGGAGGAAGCUUAAAGACGCUGCAAUUAUCUGCUCCCGGAAAAACAUUUCAUUUCUCUUUACAUCCUCUGUUGCCCCCAGCUGUCAGGGUUGUUGCCGUCAACGGGAUGCUGUAAAUCAGGUGGGGCCGUUUGUUUGUGCACAAGCCUUUCAGCGUAGCGGCAUCGCUUGUAGAUAAUAUACAGUAUAUCAGCUUUAAUCAGCUUUUCUUUCAUGUCAUGUGGAACUGGGUGGGAACGUGACGCCUGACAUGCCAACUCCGGAGCUCCACCGCGGCGUCACGGCCUCUCGAUGUCUCUGCGGCACAUGCUGAUUAACAUAAUAAUUAGCACAGGGAGUAACAACAAGACAUUCUGUCUGCACAUGGAAGUAAUAUGGACUUUAUAACGACCAACCGUAUGAGACUUUUCGCCAUGAUCUUUUGUAUUAUAGUCGAUCUUAACACUGAUGAAUGUCCUCCAUGAAGCGCCGUCUUCCUCACCGCCGUGACAUGUGAGGUGACCAGAGUUUGCCUGCAACGAUUUGACACCACACACAGACCUUAGUAGUGUGUGUGUGUGUGUGUGUUUGUGACCUGGAACAGGCCUGCACCGACCACUGUCUCACAACGAAACGAUCCUCCGCGACGUCCCGGAGGAGCCCGUCUUCUCCGAAUGCCAUUUUCCUCCUUCGUAUUGUCAGAACCACACUGUAGAGGUGUCCCAGUCGUUCGUUCAGCUUGCUAUACAUGGUGCUACAGGAUAACAAUACGGAAGUUAAAUCUUGCUGUACAGAACAGUAUGUAUUUGAAUGUAUGUUGUGCAAUUAAUAUAAAUGUUUACAAUAUUUUUUAUAAUACUGAAGAGGCAGACCUCAUUGUAUGAUAUGAGCAGACAUAAAUGAACUUAUAGGAAGAGAAUUAGCCUGAGACGUUUCAUUGCUCGCUAUUUGUACGUCUGUCCUUUCCUGAUUUACAUGGGAAAAGCACUUAUGAAGGGUUCACUGUGAAGAGAUGCGCCAUGUACAUUAAUGAAUAUAGUUUACUCUGUGCCAGAGGAGAAACACAACAGUGUAAUACUUAUCGGUGUGAAGUUUAGCUAUCUGACUUUGUUAGCUUUUUUUUAGCCAAUGUUUCCAUAGACCUGAGUGCUCAUAGUAACUGUGAAUAAAGUGUUGUUUGACCAUA